This is a messenger RNA of Ricinus communis (castor bean), 1543 nucleotides long. RefSeq lists its product as uncharacterized. The transcript has 2 exons. Lineage: Eukaryota; Viridiplantae; Streptophyta; Magnoliopsida; Malpighiales; Euphorbiaceae. The record is from RefSeq and is a predicted model, not a curated record. Bases 70 to 888 code for a protein of 272 amino acids.
UCGUCUCUAUUCAGGUCUCUCUCUCUCUCUCUCUCUCUCUCUCUCUCUCUCUCUCUUAGAUUACAAAAAAUGCAAGAUCAAGACUCUACAGUGUCGUUUUGUCCCAGCUUCAAUAGUUAUUCUUCUAAUCAUCAACUAGCAGAUAUCGCGGCUAAAGUCACCAAAGAAGAACGGCAAGGAAAUGAGUUUUUAGAAGAAGCGAGUAUUUUCACUGUGCCCAGGCACCCAAACGGCGGCGUAGAAGAAAGCAGCAGCAGCGAUGAAGACGAAAACGACGACGAUUUUGAAUUCGUUUUAGUUCGCGCAAAUCCUGACGGAAAUGAAACGGCUUUUCCGAUUUUCCCGCUCUUUAACCGAGAUCUUUUGUUAGAUUAUGAAAAUAACAAGGAAGAACACCACGAUCACGGUGACAUGAUUCGGUUACCGUUAAAGAAACUGUUUAAUGACGAUCGAGAUCCUCCGUCAUCGUCAUCAUCAUCAUCAGAGGCGGACGAAUUAGAAGGAGUUUCACCGGGAACAUAUUGUGUUUGGACGCCGUCGAAAUUCUCAUCAUCGCCAUCGCCAUCGCCGUCGAGAUGCAAGAAGAGUAAUUCUACUGGAUCAUCGUCGAAGCAACAACGAUGGCGAUUACGAGAUUUAUUGCAUCUUAAAAGAAGUAGUAGUGACGGCAAGGAGUCAUUUAUAUUUUUGAAUACAGAUCAUAAUAAUAAUAAUAAUAAUAAUAACAAGAAAUUAGAGGAGAAGAUUGAGAAAAGCAAAAGCAUUAAAGGGAAAGGGAAAGACAAAAUAGCGUCGGCGCAUGAAGUGUUUUAUGUGAGGAGCAAGGCACUGAAGGAAGGAGAUAAGCGAAGGUCUUAUUUACCUUACAGGCAAGGAUUGGUGAGGUGAUUUUUUUAUCUUCAUGGCAAGUAAAAAGAAAGGAUGGAUACCUCCUAAAUAAGGAAAAACAGUGGUGAGGCUACGGGCAGACAUUUGAAGUAGGCAUUUAAUGGGAUGUUCCGGUGAGAAAGCGACUAAUUUAUUGAUACUGCACGCCUAAUUUGCGGUUAUGGGCAUGAAAAUUGCACCUCUUUUAUCUGACUUGGCACUGUUGAUGACCCAAUUUCUCAGUUGUUACUUCCACAUCAAGGAGACAGGCAUGUGAUUCUCAUUUAAUAUAUGCACGUGGUCCAUCUCUGGAGUAGAAUUAAUUAAUGAACUCCUAAAUUUGAUAUUUUCAAAAUUCUUAUACGUUUAUUUCUGGGACUGGAAUCAAACCGAGCUUAGUGGAACAUUAAUAAGUUAGAAAUUUAGUUUGUUUAAUUUUAGCAAAGGUUAGGAGUUUGGCUCGAAUUCAAUUCAAGCUUUUAUAAUAGAGUUUGAGCUCGAUUUGUUUGAAAAUAAUUAGACUCACAAACAGUUCGAGCUCGAUUUGUAAUUAACUCAGUCGGAUAAAUAGUUCGAGCUCGAUUCAAAUUUAAUUAAUUAAGUGGUUGAAUAAUAAAAAAAAUUUGAGUUCGAGUUCGUUAAAUACAAUUUCAGUUCGAACUCAAAUUUAUUAAAA